Messenger RNA from Mycena indigotica, 1434 nucleotides. RefSeq lists its product as uncharacterized. Gene Ontology annotation, cellular component: mitochondrion; nucleus. The record is from RefSeq and is a predicted model, not a curated record. Gene Ontology annotation, biological process: interstrand cross-link repair. NCBI's taxonomy places the organism in Eukaryota, Fungi, Basidiomycota, Agaricomycetes, Agaricales, Mycenaceae. The coding region runs from base 1 to 1434 and encodes 477 amino acids. Gene Ontology annotation, molecular function: single-stranded DNA 5'-3' DNA exonuclease activity. The transcript has 7 exons.
AUGGCCUAUGAUGACUACGAUCUAUACGACGAUUUUGGAACAUUGAACGACGCCGAUUUCGCAACUUUGGAUGCCCUUUGUGCCGAAGCCAUAGCCGACAACGCUUCAGCCGCUAUGCCCUCUAUUUCUAUCGAAAUUGAGUCUGCGACUAGUACUGCGGACUCUCAAACUAGCAACAGUAGAACAAGUCCUAUGGCGCGUUAUCGGCGACAAGGAACACUCUCCGUGACUGACAUAACCUCUCUUGCGUGGUGCGAGGUCCAGCUUGACUAUGGGCUACAGCAAAAGCGCUCUCGGCGGCUUGCCGACCGGCCACGCUCAUUUCGCUCUGAACGAACUGGGAAGGAGAUUGUUGUCCAACAACAAGUUGCCGCGCGGAAUGAGCAGACGACAAAUCGAGGACGGUUCAUUCACAAAGAGCUUGAGAUGGAGCUCAAGGCUGAAGAAGUCCAAAUCCGGAUUACGAGUGAGGAGGAACGGUGGGGACUACGAAUACUCAACUUCAUCACGUCCCUGAGCUCUUUGCAAGCGGAAAACUGCGUCCGCGAAAUUCCUAUCUUUGGGCUCAUAGAGGGCAUUGCGGUGGUCGGCAUUGCUGACGAGUUACGGAUCGAAAAGGACGGCAACAUAUCAACCAUACACUUGAUUGACACGAAGACCCGCCGGACAGACUCUCUACCCCCUGAGGAAGACACCGUGCCUACGAAAAUUCAACUUAUGCUCUACCACCGGCUUCUCGGCAUUCUCCUGGAUCCGUCGCAGCAGUUCGACUAUCUUGCAUUCUGGAAUCAGCUCAGUCUUGACCCGGGACGAUUGUUCUCAGAAGUGUUCAAAGCACAAAUGAGGCCUAUCCUCGGAACUAUCGAAGCGCUUCCCUCCUGUUUGGCUGAUUUGUGCAUGUUGCUCGACUUGAGAGUCGCAGACAUGCGGCUUCCGCCUCUGAAUCACGACCUGACCGUCAUAUACCGAUCUCAGAGAAAGUACCCCGCUCCCCUGCGCCCCAGCAACACACUCGUGGUACACGGAGAGAGCGAGGAAGAAGAAUUGGCGCGCGCUAUUCUUAUGAGCAUUGCAUCGGAAGCCGAGUCGGCCCAGAUGGCACAAUUCCAAGAAGAGCUCCAGAAAGCCCUUCGCAGCUGUCAACUAGAACAUGGGCGAAGUUCUCUGCAAUCGCCAACGGCUUCGGCCGUUAUAGGCACGAAACGCUUUCCUAUGGACGAGGUCCGGCUUGAGGAAUAUCUUCACAGCGCAAUUCAGUGGUGGACGGGUCACCGUCGGGCGCGCGGCGUGACGGAAGCGCAGACUUCGAGGUGUUUUUCGUGCGAAUAUGUUGAUGGUUGCGAGUGGCGGGAGUUGAAGGCCAACGAGAAGCUCAAGUUGGCGGAGGCGAGAAGGAGGCGAGCGGCUAGAGCUGAGUUGACCAUGCUCAGAUAG